This is a messenger RNA of Cryptomeria japonica (Japanese cedar), 3736 nucleotides long. RefSeq names its product FT-interacting protein 7. The transcript has 2 exons. The record is from RefSeq and is a predicted model, not a curated record. The coding region runs from base 576 to 3476 and encodes 966 amino acids. NCBI's taxonomy places the organism in Eukaryota, Viridiplantae, Streptophyta, Pinopsida, Cupressales, Cupressaceae.
GAGUAUAAGGGUCGAGCAUCUACGGCGUGGAUGUAUACUCAUUGUGUAUGUGUUUGUUUCGUGGAGUAUAUUCAGUGUGUAUAUAUCUGUGGCGGGGAUAGCGGUGACCGGUUUAAAGAAUUUGUAAAUUCGCUCCAUCCAAUGGUCGAGAUUUUCUCCUUGAUUAUUGGGGAUUUGUAUGCGUGCAUGGCCACCUUGGUUCCGUUGCACUGUUAACCGCCUGUAAAAUUUAGAGCCCCGAAGUAACUGGGGUUAAAUGGAGGACUAGAUCGAUAUUUAAGCUUUUGCCUGAUGAGGAAGUACAAUGAAGUGUGCGGAUGAACCUUUUGAUUAAACACAGUACAUUUGGUUGUGUUGCUCCUUAGGCGGCACGUCUGUUUUGUUUCCACCUUCACGUCGCCGUUAAUGUUCGGGCAUCUUGUUCUACUCAAUAAUAGACGUUGCCCUUUUAACUUCUCUACAUUUUCCCCAUGCAUUUUACUGAUUUCUGCUGAAAUGGGGAACAGCUGGUGGAAGAGCUCCAACUUGUAAUACACAGAGUGUAAGGAAAUUUGUGAAGGUAGAGUUUUUUCAGUAUGAGUAAGGGAAAGCUUGUAGUUGAAGUGAUUGAUGCACACAAUCUUAUGCCCAAGGAUGGGCAAGGUUCAGCUAGUCCAUUUGUGGAAGUGGACUUUGACAACCAGAGGUUUAGAACCCAAGCAAAGCAAAAGGACCUUAACCCUGUGUGGAAUCAGAAGCUGGUCUUUGACAUCAUUGAGCCUGCAAACCUACAUAACAUGACUGUGGAUGUUAAUGUCUAUAACGAGAAGAAGUCAUCCCAUCAGAGAAACUUCUUGGGUAAGGUGAAGAUAGUAGGUACUAGCAUUGUCAGGCAAGGUGAAGAGGUGUUGCAGAGGUUUGCCUUGGAUAAGAGGAGUAUUUUUUCACAUAUCAAGGGUGAGCUUGGCUUGAAGGUGUAUUACAUUGAGGAAAAAGGUGGAAACAAUCCAAAUUCUGAGAAAAAGAGCAAAGAGGAGAAGUCUGUUGAUGAUAAGAAAGAGGGAAAGCAGCACCAGCAACAACAACAACAACGACAGCAGAGUUCACAACAGCAGGGGAAGGUUGUUGAGGAGAAAAAGGCAGAGGGAAAGCCUGUGACAAUGCAUGCUACUCCCCAGCCAGCGGAUUAUGCUCUGAAGGAAACUAAUCCCCAUCUGGGUGGUGGGGGUGUAAACAGAGACAAGACAACCAGCACCUAUGAUCUAGUUGAGCAAAUGCAGUAUUUGUAUGCCAGGGUCGUCAAGGCUAGGGACCUUCCUGGAAAGGACAUAACUAGUGGAAGCUCUGAUCCUUAUGUUGAGGUGAAGCUUGGGAAUUACAAAGGAACCACCAAACACUUUGAGAAGAAGUCUAAUCCUGAGUGGAAUCAGGUGUUUGCAUUCUCAAAGGAGCGGCUGCAGUCUAGUGUUCUGGAGGUGGUUGUGAAAGAUAAAAGCUUUAUUAAGGAUGAUUUUAUUGGGAGGGUUAGCUUUGAUUUGAACGAAGUGCCCACAAGGGUGCCGCCUGAUAGUCCCCUGGCGCCUCAGUGGUAUAGGUUGGAGGACAAAAAUGGAGAAUCAAAAGUGAAAGGUGAGUUGAUGCUGUCUGUGUGGAUGGGUACACAGGCAGACGAGGCAUUUCCAGAAGCAUGGCAUUCUGAUGCUGCUGCAGUCCAUAGUGAUGGGUUGACCAACAUUCGGUCAAAGGUUUAUCUAUCUCCCAAGCUGUGGUAUGUAAGAGUGAAUGUAAUUGAAGCUCAGGAUUUGCUGCUCUGUGAUAGGGGAAGGUUUCCUGAACUAAGUGUUAAGGUGAAGCUGGGAAACCAAAUGAUGAAGACAAGAAUAGCUCAGAGUAAAACCACUAGCCCCCUGUGGAACGAAGACUUGGUUUUUGUAGCAGCAGAGCCAUUCGAAGAUUAUCUUGUCCUUUCGGUAGAGGACAGGUUGGGUCCUAAUAAGGAUGAAAUAUUAGGAAGGACUGUAAUCCCCUUGACAGCAGUUGAGAAGCGUGUGGAUCAUAGAAUUGUCAACUCAAGGUGGUUUAAUCUUGAAAAGAAUAUUGCCUUAGAUGGGGAUAAGAAAAAGGAAAAAGAAGUCAAGUUCUCUAGUAGGAUUCAUUUGAGAGUGUGUCUUGAUGGCGGAUAUCAUGUGCUGGAUGAAUCUACCCUUUACAGCAGUGAUCUAAGGCCCACUGCUAAGCAGUUGUGGAAGCCUUAUAUUGGUAUUUUGGAGGUUGGUAUAUUGAGUGCCCAAAACUUGCUUCCGGUGAAGACAAAUAAUGGUAGAGGGAUGGCUGAUACUUACUGUGUUGCAAAAUAUGGCCAGAAAUGGGUUAGGACAAGAACGGUCAUAGAUAGCUUUAGUCCAAAGUGGAAUGAGCAAUACACUUGGGAAGUCUAUGAUCCUUGUACUGUCAUAACAGUGGGAGUUUUUGAUAAUUUGCAAAUCAGAGUACCUGACAAAGCAACAGGAGCUAAGGAUAUGCGGAUUGGGAAGGUGAGGAUUCGCCUAUCUACUUUAGAGACAGAUAGAGUUUACACCCAUUCUUACCCUCUUCUGAUGCUUCACAAUUCAGGAGUAAAAAAGAUGGGCGAGCUUCAGCUAGCUGUUCGUUUCUCAUGUUCAUCUCUGGUAAAUAUAAUGCAAAUUUACACACACCCAUAUCUGCCUAAGAUGCACUAUUUAUAUCCUCUUUCUGUUGCUCAGCUAGAAUGCCUAAGGUACCAAGCCAUAAACACUGUAGCAAUGAGGCUCAACAGGGCUGAACCUCCUCUUAGAAGAGAGGUAGUGGAGUAUAUGUUAGAUGUGGAUUCUCAUAUGUGGAGUAUGCGCCGCAGUAAGGCCAACUUCUUCCGCAUAAUGUCAGUACUGUCUGGACUUGUAUCUAUAGGCAAAUGGUUUGAUGAUAUACGCAAUUGGAAGAAUCCUAUUACUACUGUUUUGGUGCAUAUCUUGUUCCUUAUUCUUGUCUGGUACCCAAAGUUGAUAUUGACAACCUUUUUCGGGUACAUGUGCCUGAUAGGCAUUUGGCAUUACCGAUUUAGGCCUCGGAAUCCACCCCAUAUGGAUAUCCGCCUCUCUCAGGCAGAUGCUGUUAGUCCAGAUGAACUGGAUGAAGAAUUUGAUACAUUUCCCACUUCCAGGAAUGCUGAAAUUGUGAGGAUGCGCUAUGACAGGUUGAGAAGUGUUGCAGGUAGGAUACAAACUGUAUUUGGAGAUUUCGCCACUCAAGGAGAAAGGUUUCAGUCCCUCUUAAGUUGGAGGGAUCCUCGAGCUACAACUAUAUUUAUUACCUUCUGCUUCCUGGCUUGUGCACUGACCUAUGUCAUCCCUUUCCAAGUGUUGGCAGUGCUUGUUGGUGUGUAUUUGCUGAGGCAUCCAAGAUUUCGCAGCAAGCUUCCUUCUGUUCCUCUCAAUUUCCUCAGGAGGUUGCCUGCACGAACUGACAGCAUGUUGUAACAAGGUUGUUGCUGGUUCCUACAAAGGAUGUCUGGUUUUUAUUUGCUUUUUUAUCAUAGCUUGAACAGUUAUGGAUUCAAUUGGCUCAUCUUAUUCAAGCACAAUUGUACUGAGGUUGAUUUGUAUUUUUUAGGAUUGCUAGUAUUUGUUUCUGCAAUAUUAUGAUAAAGAUGCAUUACAAUGAACAGGAUUGUAUGAUAAAUAUUUGUAAUUGCUGCUGUUUUUGAAUCUCUUUUCUUUAUAUAACACUGUUGGGAAUU